Molecule: messenger RNA, 2191 nt
Organism: Helianthus annuus (common sunflower)
Lineage: Eukaryota; Viridiplantae; Streptophyta; Magnoliopsida; Asterales; Asteraceae
Product: asparagine--tRNA ligase, cytoplasmic 2
Exons: 7
Coding region: 235-2073 (612 amino acids)
Biological process (GO): asparaginyl-tRNA aminoacylation
Cellular component (GO): mitochondrion
Molecular function (GO): asparagine-tRNA ligase activity; ATP binding
Source: RefSeq, a predicted model, not a curated record
UUAAUACCAAACCUUUAUCUCUACAUCUCGUUUUCUCUGUUUCCUUCCACUUGAAAAUGGCGAUUGGCAGGUUUCAGAGACAAAAUCCAUCCCAAGAAAAGCAUCAAACCUUCAUCAUCACACCACUUUCCACCCUUCAUAAACCCAACUACAACCCCAUCUUUCUCUAUCACCCUAACCUCAAUUCCAAAACCCCAUCAAAACCCUUUCAUUAUUUCAUCUAAUCUCCCAAAAAUGUCUUCUGCACACCAACCGUUUGAUGAAAUGCCAAACCCAAACCCAACACCAACGCAGGUGGAAUUUUCAAAGUAUUCCAAAAGGGUGAUCUUGAAAACGAUUUUGGACCGUGAAGACGGUGGUUUGGGGUUGGUUGAUCAGAGGGUUGUGGUUGGAGGAUGGGUUAAAUCUUCAAGAGAAUUGAGAAAAGAUCCUCCACCCAUGAGUGGUGAUCGCAAAGAGGAUGCAGAAGUGAAAUGUGUUGAAGUUUUUCGGUCGAAAAUUCCUUUUCUUCGAACCUUUAUACAAGUGUUUGGUGGAAACACUACUCAUACCAAGGAGAAAGUUGGAUCAAAACCGGCUCUUGGAUCAAAACCGGCUCUUUCAAUUACAUUGUUGAAAAUAAGUGAUGGUUCUUCUGUGACCAGCCUUCAGAUCGUGGUGGAUUCUUCCAUAGCGCCUGCAAGUCAACUGAUGCCUACAGGAACGUGUAUACUAGCAGAAGGUGUAUUGCAGAAGUCUUCAAUCCAGGGAAAACAUGAAAUCGAGCUUAAAGCCGGAAAAAUGUUGCAUAUUGGGAUAGUUGAUCAAGAGAGUUAUCCUUUGUCAAAGAAGAAAUUGGCUUUGUCUGGAUUGAGAGAUCAUGCUCACUUUAGACCGCGAACAACCACCGUGGCAUCUGUAUUGAAAGUGCGUAACGGGUUGAAUCAAGCCAGUCACACUUUUUUCCAAAACCACGGGUUUGUUCAUGUGGACGCCCCGAUAAUAACCGCCACCAACACCAAAGGAUCUUCUGAAAGUUUCCAGGUUUCAACUUCUAAUUUUUCUGCUAAAGAACCCGAACCCGAACCCGCUUCAACAGAUGAUACUGAAAAUGCUAGUCUUGAAACCAUAAAGCUUUUAAUUGACGAAAAAAGCAAGAAGAUUGAAGAACUUAAAAGGAGUGAUAGCACUAAAGAAGCACUCGAUGCAGCUCUUCAAGAUCUUCAUAAAAUAAACUUAUUGGCCGAUGAACUAGAAGCAAGAUCAAAGUCAAAGUCAAAUACCGAAGAUUUGUUCUUUUCUAAUCAAGCCUUUCUUACUACCUCUGGAAGUCUUCAUCUUGAAAGCUUUGCAUCAGCGUUUGGAUAUGUCUAUGCAUUCGGGCCACGAUUUCAAGCGACUAAGUCCGAAUCGAAAAAAACAUUAGCCGAAAAUUGGAUGAUCGAAACAGAGAUAGCAUUCUCAGAACUUGAGGACGCGAUGAAGUGUGCCGAAGAUUUUGUCAAGUUUGUAUCCAAUUGGGUUUCCAAAAACUGCCAUGAAGAUCUUCAUUUUCUUUCAAAAAGAGGUGACAAAGCCAUUAUCAAUCGGCUUAAUUCAGUGGCGUUAGCGCCGUUUGAAAAGAUCACAUAUGCAACAGCUGUAGAAGUUUUAAACAAGGUUACUGACACGACCUUUGAAACCAAAAUCGAAUUGGGCGUUGCUCUAUCGGACGAACACGAGAGUUAUUUGGUUGAGUUCUAUAAGAAGCCUGUAAUUAUCUUUGAUUUUCCUAAGGAACUAAAACCCUUCAACGUGAGAUUAAACGAUGAUGGGAAGACUGUUGCAGCCUUCGAUGUGAUUGUUCCAAAGGUUGGAGCUCUUGUAAGGGGCAGCCAGAAGGAGGAACGCCUAAAUUAUUUGAGUAAAAGGAUUGAGGAAUCAGGGCUGCAAAAAGAUGAAUACGAAUGGUAUUUAGAUCUUUGCAAACAAGGAGCGGUCAAACAUUCAGGGUUUGAUGUUAUGUUUGAUGUUAUGGUUCUUUUUGCCACCGGUCUUAGUGAUGUUAGAGAUGCUAUUCCGUUUCCCCGACAUCAUGGAAAACUCCAUAAUUAAUCAAGUGUUGAGCUUAAAAUCAUAUCAAACUUGUAAAAAGUUCAAAAGUGAAAUAAAAAUAAUGGUAUGAUUUGUGACAUAUUCUGCUGUUAGAAAGUUAAUGUUUUUCUCCCUUUUU